AUGCGAACGGUGACAGGUUGGAGAGGUUGCAUGGACUAUCGGAAGCUAAAUUCAUGGACUAAAAAGGAUCAUUUCCCCAUGCCUUUUAUGGAUCGAAUGCUUGAUCGAGUAUCCAAGAGAGGGUGGUAUUGCUUGUUGGAUGGGUAUUCUGGCUAUAAGAAAAUCUCCAUUGCUCUGGAGGAUCAUGAGAAAACAACCUUUACCUUCCCUUAUGGAUUUUAUAAGAGAUUCAUCAAAGACUUCUCAAAUAUUGCACUUCCUCUAUGCAAGCUUUUGGAAAAAGAGGUGAAAUUCCACUUUGAUGAUGCUUGUAUGGUAGCUUUCAAAUUCCUGAAAGAAAAACUGAUUUCCACUCAUAUCAUCAUUAGUCCUGAUUGGUCAGAGCCAUUUGGAGUAAUGUGUGAUGCAAGCGGUACAAAAGUGAUUAUUCACACUGAUCAUGCUACAUUGUGUUUUCUAAUGGCAAAGAAAGACACCAAACCGAGAUUGAUAAGAGAGUGUGCUAACCAUAUAAUUAGAAGAUGUGUUCUGGAAGAAGAAGCUGUUGAGAUCCUGCAUGCUUGUCACGCCUCGCCGGUUGGAGGUUAUCACAGUGGUGUACGAACAUCUGCUAAAGUUCUGCAAAGUGGGUACUACUGGUCGUCUCUAUACAAAGAUGCUCAUGAGUUUGUCAAGAAGGGGACGCAAUUUCAAAAGCAAGAUUAUGUUUCCAAAUGGGUAGAAGGUGUAGCUCUUCCAAACAAUGAAGGAAAAAGUGUUGUUCAGUUCUUGAAGUGCUACAUUUUUGCAAUGUUUGGGACUCCACAAGCCAUUAUUAGCGAUGGAGGAUCAUACUUUUGUAAUAAAUGGUUCUCAACUGCAUUGAGUAAAUAUGGGGUGAAACACAAAAUAGGAACACCGUAUCAUCCCCAAACAAGUGGCCAAGUUGAAGUGUCAAACCAGGAGAUAAAAAGCAUUUUGGCUAUGACAGUGAUUGCAAGUAGGAAUGAUUGGUCUCGAAGGUUGGUUGACGCACUAUAG
Messenger RNA from Solanum stenotomum, 1020 nucleotides. RefSeq lists its product as uncharacterized. The transcript is spliced from 5 exons. Gene Ontology annotation, molecular function: nucleic acid binding. Bases 1 to 1020 code for a protein of 339 amino acids. The record is from RefSeq and is a predicted model, not a curated record. Gene Ontology annotation, biological process: DNA integration. NCBI's taxonomy places the organism in Eukaryota, Viridiplantae, Streptophyta, Magnoliopsida, Solanales, Solanaceae.